Molecule: messenger RNA, 432 nt
Organism: Cyphomyrmex costatus
Lineage: Eukaryota; Metazoa; Arthropoda; Insecta; Hymenoptera; Formicidae
Product: piggyBac transposable element-derived protein 3-like
Exons: 1
Coding region: 1-432 (143 amino acids)
Source: RefSeq, a predicted model, not a curated record
AUGUGGGGAAUUUGCGACGCAAACGGAUAUGUUUAUGAUUUUGACGUCUACUGUGGCAAAAAUUCGGAUAAAGGAUUGAAAUUAGGCAAAAUUGCAAUGGGAAGUCGCGUUGUUAUUCAGAUGCUCAACCAGCUUCUCACACAUACGUCUCCUCGCAAGCUUUGUUUGUAUCAUUUAUAUUUUGACAACUUAUUUUGCUGUCCCGAUCUCAUGGUACAUCUAAAAAACUUAGGUUUGCGAGCGACUGGAGUAGUCCGCUCUGAUCGAAUACGAGAAAAAAAUUCCAUUGAUAAAGAUGCACCCAAAGGAACCCAUGCGGCUAAGCAUGAUAAAAAUAGUGGCCUCAACUUCAUUACUGCGCGCGAUUCCAAAGACGUAUCUAUUUUAUCAACAGCAGCUGGUGUUUCUCCACAAAUGCCCAUGAAACGUUAG